AUGUCGCGCGGGGCGGAUUUAGACGAACUCUUGCGCGAUGCCGCGACGCAGUGUUUGCCUCGACCGCGCGCGGCGGCGGCGCACUUCGACGCGAGUUGGAGCGUGGACGCGCUUCAAGACGCGGAAAGAUUAUUACUGCACGGCGCGAACGCGCGAGCGUCGACGUCAACGGUUGCGAAGGAUAUCGCCGAGGCGAUGACGCUCGAUCGCGACGAUAUACGCGCACAUUUGAACUCGCUCGGAUUGGCGCGUUUGCUCGGUUUGAGCGACGAGUACGACGAAUUCGUAGACGGCGACGGUCGGGGUGCACAGAGCGAGGCGUCCGAGGUCGUCGAAGAGCGGCAUAAACACGAAAUGAGACCAAUCGUCGAGCCGACGGCACCACCGAAACCCGUCGUCGCGAACGACGAUGAUUGGCUUGACGAACUCUUGGACGGCGAAUAA
Ostreococcus lucimarinus CCE9901 is the source of this 444-nucleotide messenger RNA. RefSeq lists its product with no specific name. The record is from RefSeq and is a predicted model, not a curated record. NCBI's taxonomy places the organism in Eukaryota, Viridiplantae, Chlorophyta, Mamiellophyceae, Mamiellales, Bathycoccaceae. Bases 1 to 444 code for a protein of 147 amino acids. The transcript has a single exon.